Molecule: messenger RNA, 1134 nt
Organism: Microdochium trichocladiopsis
Lineage: Eukaryota; Fungi; Ascomycota; Sordariomycetes; Xylariales; Microdochiaceae
Exons: 3
Coding region: 441-902 (153 amino acids)
Source: RefSeq, a predicted model, not a curated record
CACGUGAAGUACGAAACCUGCGUCGUUAGCAUGAACCAGCAGCUGCAUUAACGAGUGGCUGACCCCCUGCAACAACAAGGGCAGGUGCACAUCGCGCGGUAGCAAAGGCUAGGAGUUUGAGGUCUGGUACAUCGAUUUUAUCGAUAAUCUCUUAGUUGCCCGGCAGUUGUCGCGUUGCCCUGACCUCCUUGUCGUAGAUCUCUCUUCGACCUCUUUGGAUUUGGAGCUGCCCGACCUCUCCAUCAUCGGCCUUUCUGCAUCUCGUCGAACAACUUCUCAGUCCAGUCGAAGACGUGGUCAUAUUCGAACCCCUCCGCUGGGAGGGGCUGAUCGGAAGAUUCUUUCUCCGGAAACCUGGCCCCGCAACAGCAUGAGGGGUUGGGCCACCAGCUAACUCGUGAGGCAUCAGGCAGUCCGAACAGCAAUUCUGGAAAUUGUUCAUGGCGUCCAUGGCGUCCAUGGCGUUCUCGUUGGAGGCCGCAAAGGAAGGUCUCGACAAAGAUGGCUUCUUUGACCUCGAAGACUCGACAACGGGAGACGACGUGUGGGAGAUGGAACGAAGACGCUUUCCCUAUGUCUCGGAGUAUGGACUGGACUUUGUCGGAAACGUGUCCUCGACGAUAUGGACCACGGUCGAAGCAAUCCUUGGACAGUGCACACUUGCGCACUGGCUGAGGUACAAAGCAUACCCGGGCCACGUCGUCUGCUUCAGAUCAGGUGGCCCAAAGGCUGGUAGGCGCGCUCUGCUGGUUCAUCUAUGGGCCAAAGGAUCCCGCGUGGAAUACUAUGGCGGUUCGCACCUACAUGACCUGCCAAAGCAGAAAGGAGCCAGGUUGUUAUGGGAAACUCAGCCAUCUGCCCUCGGUGAAGUGGGCUGUGUGGCCACGCCGAAGAGUUUCUGAGAUGGUGGCGCAGUCAUUCUUGAUGCCUGAGUUCACUACGAAAUCAAAGAAGGAUAUGUGAUCAAGUUCGAGUUCGCGACGGACGACAUCAUCGAGAACUGGCCCAAGAUGAUGGUUUCAGCUCUGUUGGAACAGAAGGUUGCUAGCAUGCAGAGUGACGGAAUUAGAUUGAACUAUGAAGUUGCCCUCGAAGCACCAAAUACAUAGCUAUCUCGGCUCAUGGUAGCCAGCC